Xiphias gladius (swordfish) is the source of this 1043-nucleotide messenger RNA. RefSeq lists its product as uncharacterized. Bases 6 to 1043 code for a protein of 345 amino acids. The record is from RefSeq and is a predicted model, not a curated record. The transcript is spliced from 5 exons. Gene Ontology annotation, biological process: response to bacterium. Lineage: Eukaryota; Metazoa; Chordata; Actinopteri; Istiophoriformes; Xiphiidae.
ACAAAAUGACAUCUCCAGUGUUUGCUCUGUAUAUGACAUGUCUGCUCUUGGGCAAAAUGGCUGAUAUGCCAGCUCUUGAACUAUCAACGUCUUUACAUUUCAAAGCAGUUAAUGUUGGCGAAGAGUUGGCUUUGGAAUGUCUCUAUGAAGAUACUGACGCAUUGAUGUUUUACUGGUAUAAAGAGACCCUGGGAGAGAAACCAAAGCUGAUAACUAAAUUCUAUAAGCAUGAGAAAAAUGGCCAGUUGAUUGAUAAAUUUAACAAUCCCCGCAUUGAACUGGAAACUACCACUGGUAAAAAUAAUUUGAAGAUCUCAGAUGUGCAAUUUUCCGACUCAGCUACUUACUACUGCGUAAGUGGCUAUUCAUAUUUGUAUGAAUUUUUGGAUGGCAUUAUUGUCAGUGUAAAGGACUCAGGUUUGAACAGCCAAGCUUUGGUCCAUCAGUCAGUUUCUGAGACCAUCUUGCCAGGAGGCUCUGUGACUCUCUACUGUACAGUGAACACUGGGACCUGUGAUGGGGAACACAGUGUUUACUGGUUCAAAUACUCUGAAGAUUCUCAUCCAGGACUCAUUUACACCCAUGGAGACAGGAGUGAUCAGUGUGAAUGGAAAUCCAAAACACAAACACACACCUGUGUCUACAACUUGCCGAUUGAGAACCUGAAUCGUUCUCACGCUGGGACCUACUACUGUGCUGUUGCCUUAUGUGGACACAUACUGUUUGGAAACGGCACCAAGAUGGACUUAGAGGAUGAGGUGGACUCUCAUGUGUUGGUGUAUUUCUUGAUCGGAUCUCUGGCAUUCACCACCAUCCUGGUUGUUUUCCUGGCUUACACAGCAUAUAGAAUAUGCAAGACAAACAGCUGCCAAUGCACAGAUUCUCAAUCAAGAUCUGUAGCUGCCUCUGCUCCAAAUAUAGAGGGCCACCAAGAUGCAGACAACCUCCUUUAUGCUGCUUUAAGGGAGCACAAGUUCAGCAGAUCAAGAAGACAGAGAGAUGACACCUGUAGUGAAUGUGUGUACUCCAGUGUAAGGCAGUAG